AUGAAUAGCACAGAUCCGUACCCCAGGGCCUCCGGUGCGGCUUGGGCCAUAGCUCUCCGCUACCCCAUGGCCGUGGGCCUCAACAAGGGCCAUAAGGUGACCAAGAACGUGAUCAAGCCGAGGCAUAGCCGCCGCCGCCGCCGCCGCUGCCGCCGCGGGGGCCUCACCAAGCACACCAAGUUCGUUCGGGACAUGAUCCGAGAGGUGUGUGGCUUUGCCCCCUAUGAGCGUCGUGCCAUGGAGCUGCUCAAGGUCUCUAAGGACAAGAGGGCCCUGAAGUUCAUCAAGAAAAGGGUGGGGACACACAUUCGCGCCAAGAGGAAGAGAGAGGAGUUGAGCAAUGUCCUUGCAGCCAUGAGGAAGGCAGCAGCCAAGAAGGACUGA
This is a messenger RNA of Pipistrellus nathusii (Nathusius's pipistrelle), 384 nucleotides long. Lineage: Eukaryota; Metazoa; Chordata; Mammalia; Chiroptera; Vespertilionidae. The record is from the annotation of a GenBank genome assembly.